GGUUGGCUCAGCAGGUUUAAGAGAAGGCAUGGAAUUUCAAGCCACCGUAUUCAUGGAGAGAGUGGAAGCGUGGAUACAGCCGCCGUUGCCAGUGCUCGGAAACAGCUUGCGGAAUUUCUUGCUCAGUAUUCUCCAGAUGAUAUUUACAACUUCGACGAGACUGGCUUUUUUUACAAGUUGGGCCCAUCUUCGACUCUGGCAUCCGAACCUGUGGCUGGAAACAAGCGAAGCAAAGAGAGAAUCACGGUGGGAUUUUUGUGCAACGCAAGCGGCGCCCACAAGUGGAAGCCCAUUGUCGUGGCAAAAGCGGAGCGACCACGAUGUUUUGGAAAGACAUUUGACCCGAACAUGUAUUGCUCUUACAAUUGCAACAAGAAAGCAUGGAUGACAGGAAAGAUAUUUGAAAUCUUCUUGGCGAAAUUCGACCGCUUCUUGAAGGCUGAGAAGAGGAGGGCUGUUUUGUUGGUUGAUAACGCAUCAUGCCAUUCUGUUCGUGCGGACUAUGAAAACCUUACCUUUAAGUUCUUUCCACCGAACAUGACUGCCAAAAUACAGCCCUUGGACGCAGGAAUUAUUCGCGCGGUUAAGGCACACUACAGAGGUGAACUUGUGCAGCACUACAUCGCUUGCGCGGAAGACAACAAACCGCAAACUGUUGACUUGAGGUGGUGCCUUCAAAAGCUGAAGAGGGCGUGGGACGCGGUGAGGCCUCAAACCAUUGUGAACUGCUGGCGUCACGCAGGUAUUCUUGUUAACAGCUCUGCUAUGGAGGUGGAGGAUCCGAUGGAUGAACUUACGCUCGCGGCCCUUCGUGAAGCUCUUCGACAACUCGGGGAGAAAAACCCAGAUGAAGAGGCAUCGGCAUUCUUGGAUAUAGACGAAGAGACUAACAGCUGGGAGCCUAUGAGCGACGAGCAGAUCAUGGAGCUUGUCGGUGAAUCUUGUCCUGCAAUGACCCAAUUGUCCAUCUAG
Messenger RNA from Ixodes scapularis (black-legged tick), 972 nucleotides. RefSeq names its product tigger transposable element-derived protein 6-like. The record is from RefSeq and is a predicted model, not a curated record. The transcript has 2 exons. Gene Ontology annotation, molecular function: DNA binding. NCBI's taxonomy places the organism in Eukaryota, Metazoa, Arthropoda, Arachnida, Ixodida, Ixodidae. Gene Ontology annotation, cellular component: nucleus. The annotation marks the transcript as partial.